Molecule: messenger RNA, 788 nt
Organism: Populus euphratica (Euphrates poplar)
Lineage: Eukaryota; Viridiplantae; Streptophyta; Magnoliopsida; Malpighiales; Salicaceae
Product: ribonuclease 1
Biological process (GO): RNA catabolic process
Cellular component (GO): extracellular region
Molecular function (GO): ribonuclease T2 activity; RNA binding
Source: RefSeq, a predicted model, not a curated record
AUGAAAGCCAACAGUUCUUCCUUGAUCAAGCUUCUGGUACUCCUGUGCCUAUUAGUACCUGUUUCACAGGAUUUCGACUUCUUCUACUUUGUUCAACAGUGGCCAGGAUCAUACUGUGACACGAUGACAAGUUGCUGCUACCCAACAACUGGAAAACCUGCGGCUGAUUUCGGCAUUCAUGGACUUUGGCCCAAUUACAAUGACGGGACAUACCCGAAAAACUGUGAUGCUAGUAACCCCUACGAUCCAAAAAAGGUUGCAGACCUUAGAAGCGGUCUGCAAAAGAAUUGGCCACCGCUAGCUUGCCCAAGCGGCACUGGAGUAGUCUUCUGGACACAUGAAUGGGAAAAGCAUGGGACGUGCUCCGAGUCUACUCUUGACCAACAUGGAUACUUCCAAGCAGCUCUCGAUUUGAAAAAGCAAGUUAACCUCCUUCAGGCACUAACAAAUGCAGGAAUAAACCCAGAUGGGGGAUCUUACAGCUUUAGCAGUAUCAAGAGUGCUAUACAAGAGGCAGUAGGAUGUACUCCAUGGAUAGAGUGCAAUACUGAUACAUCAAGGAACAGUCAACUUUACCAAAUUUACCUGUGUGUGGAUACUAGUGGGAAAAAUCUCAUUGACUGUCCAGUGUUUCCCAGAGGAAAAUGUGAUUCAGAAAUUGAGUUCCCUUCUUUUUAGAUCCUUAACUGAGACUAAAUUUAUGUAUUUCCUGUCGUGUCUUGUUUUCUGAUAAUCAGUUGAUUAUAGUCUUACCAGUGUAUUUGUUUUCCCAUCAAGUUAAUUCCAAU